Molecule: messenger RNA, 1411 nt
Organism: Panicum virgatum (switchgrass)
Lineage: Eukaryota; Viridiplantae; Streptophyta; Magnoliopsida; Poales; Poaceae
Exons: 5
Coding region: 475-1254 (259 amino acids)
Source: RefSeq, a predicted model, not a curated record
AGGAUGGCGCACCCCACGUUCCCCCUACUGGAGACGUUCUACGACUCCAAGCACCGAGCACACGUCCUAGUUGACCAUGGCGAGGUGUUGGCGCCCCUCCGCGCACGUACCCACUCCCCCCUUCGGUGGGAUGAGCGGUAUGUGUCGUACCUUCGCCGGGCUGGGAUGCUUCCUCUUGCUCGGGUUGUGUGUGCGGGCCUCCCAGCUAUGGAUGCGCCUAUGCUAACUACUUUUGUGGACCGUUGGAGGCCGGAGACACAUUCUUUUCAUUUACCUUGCGGGGAGGUCAGCCACUGGCACAGUGGGAACAAAGGCAAAGGAUGCAUCCGGAAAGUGGACCGGCACAUAGGCACAACCAUUAUAAGGAGUACCUUCGGUGGCUUCAUUCGGUGGCUAGAGUUUCAGUCAAGCCACCACAAUCCACUGAACCUAUAGAAGACCACGCGGACACCGACGAUGAUGAUGACAUAAUCGAUGAGUACGAUCAGAUCACUCGUGAAGGAGUUCAGCCCGAACGGGGCCCUUUGCAGAACUACAUGGCACAACAACUCGGAUGCCUCGCUAACCAGGCUGGCGUGGCAAUGGCUCAUGCAAACGAAGGAGACAAUGGCGGGGGGCACUUUAGGGCAUUUGUCGAGAGAGUCCGUCGGAGCUGCAGGCGGAUGGCUGCGAGGCUCAAUUGCAUGGCUCGGCCAGACGAGGCGUUUGGUCCACAGGCCCCUGGUGUGGGAACUUCAAGUGCCCGUGGCCCCACUUCCAGUACACGGACACCGAUUCACUACGGUGCUGCAACCGCUACAACUCCUGGGCAUUCCGGUUCGAGAAGCCAUUCAAGGUCCACUUCCAGGACUGGUUCACGUGCCUUGUCAAGGGGCAAAGGUAUCCAGUCAUCCGAAGGCAGUGAAGAGUCCGGCCGGCAAGGCGACUCAGAAGAUGAGGACCCAAGCUUUGAGGUUCUUAGGAUGUCGCAGAUGUUUGAUGCUCCCCCAGCUAUGCAGACUCAGGGCGAAUCGAGCUAGGGACCUUGAGACGCUCCUCGAGACUCGGGAAAUGCUUCCCCUCCGCGGCGUCGACGAAGGCGUGCUCGUGACCACACCGACGUCGGUAGCGGGAACGUGCUCCCUACAGCCCCUGGAAGGCUACGGCGCCAACGUGACCCUUUCAGCCCUACCUAACAGCAGCGCCACCGUAGAUGAAGCAGCGAGCUCCCAGUUGUGUGCGUGUAUGAUUUGUGUUGACCUUGUCAAAACCUAGGUACUUAUUUCUGUGUGUCAUGCAGUCUCUGUAUUCGUGUUUAUCUUGCACUAUGAAACCUAUGAAUCUUGUAGACCUAGUACUAUUUUUGUGUUUGAUGCACUAUAUGUAAGACUGUCGCACUAUGAAACCUAUGAGUCUUUGUAUGAUUUGUGUU